Molecule: messenger RNA, 3055 nt
Organism: Mastomys coucha (southern multimammate mouse)
Lineage: Eukaryota; Metazoa; Chordata; Mammalia; Rodentia; Muridae
Gene: Gipr
Product: gastric inhibitory polypeptide receptor
Exons: 14
Coding region: 200-1579 (459 amino acids)
Biological process (GO): cell surface receptor signaling pathway; adenylate cyclase-modulating G protein-coupled receptor signaling pathway
Cellular component (GO): plasma membrane
Molecular function (GO): gastric inhibitory peptide receptor activity; peptide hormone binding; G protein-coupled peptide receptor activity
Source: RefSeq, a predicted model, not a curated record
CAACACCCCAGGCUGCCAGCGCCUGUCACCUCUUCCAGAGCUCUCUGGCAAGCCAGGCAGGGCAGCUGUGUCAGUGGAGAUUGCAAGCAGGACUCCGUACAGGUGAACCCCCGACUUGGGCUGAAGCCCAAGAGUUGGUUCUGCGGGACCCUGCAGGCCAACUACCUUCAGUGCCCAGAGUCUCCAUCACCUUUCAAGGAUGCCCCAGCGCCUGCUGCUUCUGCUGUUGUGGUUGUGGGGACUGCCACUCCAGAGGGCGGAGACAGACUCUGAGGGGCAGACCACGGGAGAGCUGUAUCAGCGCUGGGAGCGCUACGGCCAAAAGUGCCAAAAGACCUUGGAGGCCACAAAACCUCCCUCAGGCCUGGCCUGUAACGGUUCCUUCGAUAUGUAUGUCUGCUGGAAUUACACGGCCGCCAACACCACUGCCUGGGUGUCUUGCCCCUGGUAUCUGCCCUGGUACCGUCAGGUGUCUGCAGGCUUCGUCUUCCGCCAGUGUGGCAGUGAUGGCCAGUGGGGAUCUUGGAGAGACCACACUCAGUGUGAGAAUCCAGAGAAGAAUGGGGCCUUUCAGGACCAGAAGCUGAUCCUGGAGCGCCUGCAGACCGUGUAUACCGUUGGCUACUCCCUGUCCCUGGCCGCUCUGCUGCUAGCCCUGCUCAUAUUAAGUUUGUUCAGGCGGCUGCACUGCAUUCGUAAUUACAUUCACAUGAACCUGUUCACGUCUUUCAUGCUGCGGGCUGCAGCCAUCCUCACCAGAGACAAGCUAUUGCCUCCACUGGGUCCCUACACUGGGGACCAGACCCCUACGCUGUGGAACCAGGCCCUAGCUGCCUGCCGCACAGCCCAGAUCAUGACCCAGUACUGUGUGGGAGCCAAUUACACCUGGCUGCUGGUGGAGGGUGUGUAUCUGCACCAUCUGCUGGUGAUCGUGGGACGCUCAAAAAAGGGCCACUUCCGCUGCUACCUGCUUCUUGGCUGGGGGGCCCCCGCGCUUUUCGUCAUCCCCUGGGUGAUCGUCAGGUACCUGUACGAGAACACACAGUGCUGGGAGCGCAACGAAGUCAAAGCCAUUUGGUGGAUCAUUCGCACCCCCAUCCUAAUAACCAUCUUGAUCAAUUUCCUCAUCUUCAUCCGUAUCCUUGGCAUCCUUGUUUCAAAGCUGAGGACACGGCAGAUGCGCUGCCCCGACUACCGACUAAGGCUGGCUCGCUCCACGCUGACACUGGUGCCCCUGCUGGGUGUCCACGAGGUGGUGUUUGCUCCCGUGACAGAGGAACAGGCUGAAGGCUCCCUGCGCUUCGCCAAACUGGCCUUUGAAAUCUUCCUAAGUUCCUUCCAGGGUUUCCUGGUGAGCGUGCUCUACUGCUUCAUCAACAAAGAGGUGCAGUCGGAGAUCCGCAAGGGUUGGCGCCUCCGCCGCCUGCUUCUCAGCCUUCAGCGUCCUCGCCCGCAGCAGGAGCUCGCCCCUCGGGCUGUGCCUUUGAGCUCUGCACCCCGGGAAGCUGCUAUCGGCAACGCCUUGCCCUCUGGGAUGCUGCAUGUGCCUGGAGAUGAUGUCUUGGAAAGUUACUGCUAGAUAAAGGGACCCUGUACAGUUAUCGUGUAUUGAGAGCCUACUGUGUACCAGCCCCCGAGUGGUGGAAUGCUGGGAAACUGGAGGAGAAGGAACUGGAAGACAAGGUCCCCACGUGUAUAUGUAUGUAUUUGUUGAGGAAUCAUUUAUGAAAAGAACUGAGGUGUCUAGGACCACCGACUGGGAAGCCACUUGUGAAAACAUGCUUAGGUCAUGGGUCAUGUUUGAAAGAAGUGGAGACAGCUUGAAGAGUUGGAGGACAAGAUUGCAGGCAGAUGGAACUGCAUUCGAAAUGGUCCUGGGAACAGGAAGAAGGGAGGAAGGCUUCCGUGGCUGCACUGGAAAAAGUCAGGGCCUCCAAAUGGGAAAAAGUGGGCAGAGGUGCAGAAACUGGAAUUUCAUCCCAGGCUCACUGAAGACUUUAUUAUUUUUACUUUAUGUGUAUGAUUGUUUUGCCUGGGGAUGUACACCACAUGCACACAGCACUUGCAUGUGCCUGAAGGGCAGAAGAUCCCUGGGACUGGAUGGUUGUCAGCCUCCAUGUAGAUAGGGUGAACAGAACUCCAGAACUCCAUCUCUCUGCAUCCCACCCCACCCCCGCCCCCAUUCUUAGCAGCAGUGUCUCCUGGGCUGUUUUCCAUGGCUCUCUGUUCCAGUUAUUAGGGGGAGUGAGUUGGGAGCCCAGUGAGAGGAAUGCAGGAGGCUGGACCAGAAUGGAGGCCAGAGAGAGGUGGGAAGGACUUGCUGAGGGAUUGCAGGAUCAAAGGAGACUGUCAUGACCAAAGGAGGGCGAUCAAAAGGCUCUGGGAUGGGAGGCUCUUUGCCUGUGCUAGGCUGUGGGAGAAGCUGAGCAGCAGGACCUGGAGUUGUAGGAGAGCUGGCAGCCAAGAAAGAGGAGCCUGGGGUCAGUGAGGUAACCAGAUCCUUCCACUUCCCAGAGAGGUUUGGGGAUACAGCCUCAUUGUGACUGGCCCACUUGCAGACACAGACACACACACACAGGCCUCCUUUAUUAGUACGGGAUGCUGUAUUUUCCCCAGGAUUCCCAGAGAGAUGUGUCUCGUAGCUGACCCACACUCCACACUUCAAGGCGUUGGCCCUAGUAAAUCAAGCUUUUUUAUGGGGUGGGAGGAAGCCCGGCUAGAAAGGGGGAUGACUAAGGUGUGUGUGUAAGGUAGUCUGCUAUAGAUGAAUGAGGCUCAAUUGGAGCCCUGUUGGCACAGAAGAUCCAUGAACACCACAUUGCUACUGUACCCUCCCCUGAGACAAUCUUUAUUGAAAACUAAAACAUUAUGUACAAUUAAAGUUGUGUGUGUGAACAUGCUGCUCCUCUGGAAGGCAACCCAGGCAAGGGGUGGCAGUGAGACCCCGGCAUAUGGUAGGCUUUGGUGGGAGGACCAGUGGAAGGCCAUUCAUUCAUACCUGAACUGUGAAGACCCUGUCUCAAAUAAACAGCAAAAGUAGCAGUAGCAGGAACCA